AUCCAUUGCUUGCUUAUGUACAAUUUAAAAUCAAGAUCAAUUGUUUAAAUUGUCCUGUGUUUGUGUGUGUGUGUGAGAGAGAGAGAGGGAGAGGGGGAGAGAGACACAGAGAGAGAACUGUUCAAGGAAAUGCCUUUGUUGUUUCACUUUGGUUUACAGGCUCUGCACAAAUUGUCAGUUGGAUUUAAGGCCAAUUCUUGCACCAAAAUCAGCACUGUGGCCCUUUGGCAUCUCUCUCCUUCCAUGCACAGACAGACUUAAUGAAACAAUAGCCUAGCAACAGUGGUGGGGAACGAGACAAACCAUUGGCCUGUAAUUUGAGCCUGGUUUCACAGACCCUUUUGUGCCUGUUUCCUUGGACACCAGAAGCAGGAAGUGAUAAGUUAUACCAAGCACCUCCAACAAUCCUGCACCGGGGCUUGCCUUUACAUGCAGGCUAUGAGGGGCCUACUAACUAGCCAGGAACAGGAUGGCUGGAGGGAACUGAUUAACAAGGAGGUUUUCUGCAGGAUCAGCUGGAAGGCAAAAUAUGGACGAAAAUACCCUCAGCGCCUGCCUGAUCAUGGCAUCACCAGGAAAAAGUGUUUGCUGCCUGAUAUCUACCUUCCAAAGGAGGACUCGAGCUCUAGAAAUCGAGAAGGAGCUUCCCAAAAGGAGGACCGCCAGGCACCAGCAGAAGAGAAGGUUAGGCUGAGUCUUCAGGAACCUCUUCCAGAGAUGAGGGUCCCAACCCCAGAGACCACACAGCUGCUAUAUAAGGGCUUCUCCUAUGAAGGCAAAGGAAGGCAGAAGUACCUCAAAGAGAGAAUGAUGAAGUCUCCUGAAGAAAAAUUUUGGUACCCAGUGCUGUCUUCGUGGGAGUAUGGUUGGCGCUUAGGAGACACCAUUAAGGACAUCAGGACGCCAGUUCAUGGAAAAUCUUGCAUUGUAAAGGAUACUUUCUACUUCAAAAAUGGGACCUUCUACACUCCAUCCAAAACUGACAAAUUAGCAUAAAUACUGGCUGAAAAAAGAAAAAAAAUGUUUUACUACGUUGCUAUAUGAGUGCUUAUUGCGAUAGUAAAUCAGAAGCUCUGCAUAAAUCUGGAUCCAGAUUUAAUCAUACUUGGAGUCAACCUAUUUAAACCAGUGAGGUCUAAAGGAAUCAUGGUUAAUGUUCCACUGAUUUCAAUGACACUGUCUUAAGUUUGAUCAUAUGCAGAUCCACUGUAUCUCAUUGCCUCUAUUCACAAUUUUUAUUAGCCUCUUUGUUAUGUGCAAUAUUGUCUAUACAAUGGAUUCAUUCUCUCUUUCACACACACACACACAUAUACUGCGCACACAAAGAUAUUUUAUGCAAAAUAUAAAGACAGACUCCUGGGAGUAGGUAAUUCUUCAACAUUCAGGCUAUAAAAGAGCUGAAAGUAAGGCACUUUCAUUAGUGCCUUAAACCAAAGAUAGUCUAUUCAGUUUAGAACUCAGUGUUCUAUAGGAUAAUAGAGAUUUUUUUUUUAAAAAAAGAAACAUCUCUUGCUUGUUAUGCUGAAGGAACAAAGAAAUGAAUAAACAAAAAAUAUGCACAGCACCCCCCCCCAAUAAUGAGUUUUUCAGUUGCAGUUUCCAUUGUCUUUAUGAAACUAAGGAAACAUUGUCAAUGUCAGCAUAAUGUCAGGAUUAUGUUCUGCAAGUUGACUAGGCAAUCAUUUACAAAGGAAAGAAAGAAAGGAAAGGAAAAAAGGAGGAAAGGAAAGGAAAAAAGGGAAGGGAAGGAGAAAAGAAAGGAAAGGAAGGAAAGGAAAGGAAAGGAAAGGAAAGGAAAGGAAAGGAAAAUGGGAAGGGAAGGAGAAAGGAAAGGAAAGGAAAGGAAAGGAAAAAGGAAAGGAAAGGAAAGGAAAGGAAAAUGGGAAGGGAAGGAGAAAGGAAAGGAAAGGAAAGGAAAGGAAAAAGGAAAGGAAAGGAAAGGAAAGGAAAAGAAAGGAAAAAAGGGA
Ahaetulla prasina is the source of this 1967-nucleotide messenger RNA. RefSeq names its product protein ATP6V1FNB. The record is from RefSeq and is a predicted model, not a curated record. Bases 430 to 996 code for a protein of 188 amino acids. The transcript is spliced from 2 exons. NCBI's taxonomy places the organism in Eukaryota, Metazoa, Chordata, Lepidosauria, Squamata, Colubridae.